GGCCACACCUGCAUUAAACGGGGGAAGUCCGUCGGUGCGGUGAGCUGGCAGCACAGAGACACCGAGUCUGUGGACGGACAGCCGACGGAGGCAGCGAGACGAGCACCUACAGCCGCUGCAGUCGCGAGGAUCGGAACCUCCUGAUCCAAAAGGCACUGAAGGUGUUCUGCGAGAGACAGCUGUGGGGCUUUACGCAACCCACACAUGGCUGGAAAUUAAUAAAAAAAAAAACAACCGAACUGCAGGUGCAGAAAAGAAGACAUCAGGCAGACAACCCGAGCUUAGGUUUUCCUUUGUGAUCCCUGACAGAGAGAGGACAGUGACACUGAUUUGCCAAUUGACUCUGCACUGUUUCCGGACAGAGUGGGGCAGCCCAAGCUCUUUUUCUGUCCAUUGUGCCGAGAGGAAAAAAAGGAAAAUUCAGCUUGUCUGCAUAAGGACCUAUUCAGCAACAAUUCUCUUGGCCAGCAACAACAAAACCCACAUAGAACAGCAAUAUCCCUAGCCCCAAGGAAUUUCCUUCAUCUUCAGCCCCUUUUUCUCAUCUUUACCUCCCUCUCAGCCUCUUUCCACUUUCCAGCCUUAUCCCCCAUUUGAAGUCCCACAUGACUGUUCAGAAACAUCCGUUACCCUCCCACUCCACACGAACCUGCUCUCCUCUCCCUCCAGCCCCUGUGGCGCUUGGCACCAGUGCCCAUCACAUAGACAGAUGGAGCCAACCCUGACCCCUCUCCUCGCCCGUGGGGACGCCAAGAGAUUCAACGCCUGACUAGAGGAGAGGGUGGGGGUUGGAGUGCGUGUGAGCGUGAGCCUGAAGAAGGAGAACAUCACAUUGUCACCACGGCAACAUAUCACAGUAACUCCUGUGGACUCCCUGUCAGCCGUACCCCAUGCUCUUGGAUAAAAUCAUACACAGCAGGAAAUUCAGCAGCUGGAGGAGAAGGAUUAUGUUUUCCCCUGGGCGUGUUUUUACUUUAUGUAUUUGACAGAACAAUCUUGUUCUAGCUUUUUCUCUGGGGCAAGGUGUCAUCAAAAUACUUGUGGAAACCAAAGAUACAGAACGAAACCCCAUUAUAUAACAUACAGACUCUGAACAUUAAUUUUGGAUUGAGGUGAGCACCAAAAUUUUAAAUUGAUUAAAAGGAUUGAGUCAAAAGCUGAGACAGAAUUGUUCUAUGAGUUUGUUUCACCUGAGGAAACCAGAAGCUGGCACUCUUGUGGGACUUCACACACCUUGGGUGUGGCUUUGUCUCCUGUAACCCGUGACAUCUAGCAACACACUAAUUGCUUGGAAAUUAACUUUUACAGCAGCAUUAUUCCAUCAAUGUUGGUUGCUGUUUUUCAACUUUCUCUGCUGAUGAUCAGGACUGUGAUUAGCAUAUGCCAGACAACCAAUUUUAAAAGAACCACGGAUCAACAAUAACAUGAGGUGCUAAUAGCCAGUGAAAUGAAUCCAGCUGGCCAACAUAACAGAGAGGGGAAUACCGGCAUCCCAAAGCUUCCCAGGUGACUGCUGCUGCUGUGGAGGGACAAGCUAAAAAUUCUGCUGCUGCUGCAGCUCAGAUUCUUUGCUUGGAAUAUUGAUGCAGUAAAGGACAAUUUGUAUCCAGUAGCUGUGAGCUAGAAAGAUUUUCAUUCACACAGGGGCAACAGACCUAAGCUGACUUUCGGGGACCUUUCUGUACACACCACUGCAGAUAAAAUCCAAAGUCACUGGGUUUAACCGAGUCCUACCAGCUCCUAUCACGUUUUAAAUUUCCACAGUUAGAAUAAGGAGUAUUUUACCUAAAUAAUCUGGAAUCUUCUUUUGUUCUUGUUAUCGAGAAAUCCGAUAAGGACCAAGGUUAUCAGUGGAUUCGGCUUUCUUUGUGGUGGUGUCAUCCAUAUUCAGCAGGCUGGGACUGGCAGCAGGAUGCCAGAGUUGGACAACUUUCCCCCUCUGAAUGGAGACAGAGGUCAAGAUCUGGGCCUAAAUGGUCCAGUAGACCCAGCCCAAAUUCAGCACAGCAUCCUUGAGGAGCAGGUAGAGCUGUGGUGGUUCAGAGAUCCUGGGAAAUCUGUACUUUGCUACUGCGUUGCUGUGCUUCUAAUCCUGGGCUGUGGACUCGGAGGCGUCGGCCUACUCUCCACCACCACCAGCGUAUCAAGUGAAUGGAGACUUGGAGCAGGCACGGCCCUGUGCCUGUUGGCUUUGGGGGUCCUGCUCAAGCAACUGCUCAGCUCGGCCGUGCAGGACAUGAACUGCGUCCGAAGCCGACACCAGAUAAACAUGUUAAAGAGUGGCGGCCUGUCAGACAUUUUGGUGGUUUUGAUCACAGGGCUGUCACUGUUGAUCUGUGGAGGGGUUCUCCUACAUUUGGCCCUGGUUCACCACAUGCCAAAGCCAGGGCAGGCUCUCAACGAUAUGUACAUCUCUGGAGUGGUUUUGCUGGCAGGAGGAGGAGUGGCUGUCGUGGGUGUCGUGAUAUACACUGUGGUUGCUGUCCUGCUUGAGAGGACAAGGCAUGGACGAAGACUUGUAGACCGAGUUCUGAAUGUGUUUACUGUGUCGGGACACAUGAACCACCACGCUCGCAGAGAGACUGCCUCCAGCUUGGCCAACCUUAUAUGAGAUCUGACUGCAAUGAAGCUGUGUUGUAUGGUUCCUGUUUCCACUUACUAAGAGCAAAAUGUAACGAACUAUUAAAAGAUUUUCCUAAAAAUUACAAGAUCCAUACCUCACUUGAUUUGAAUGUGCAUGAGAUUUACAUGAAGGACGUGGAUAUUUUACAAAAGUAAAGCACAAUAAUGACAAUAUUAAGAAUAAUACAGUAGAAAUUAGUUAUUUAAAUACACUGUAUAAAAAGACAUAACCAUUUUUUAUCGUUGCAAAAUGUUCCUAUUCUAGGUCAGCUAAGAUUCACCAACAUUAUUCAUGUUUUGCUUAUUACUUUCUUCAAAGUCAGAAGUUUACAUUGAAUAUUAUUGCUUUAUAAGUGUCACAAUAUUUGAGUUAAAAUGAGACGUUUGGGUGUUUUUAAAGGCAACACCUAAAACCUUGUGUGACAUCAUGGGAAAAUCAAAAGAAAUUUGUUAAAACAUCAGAAAGAGAUUGGUGGACGUCCACAUGUCUGGUUCAACUCUGGUUCACACUAUACUUUUGAAAUGCUUGAAGGUCCAAGAUUCAUCUGUUCAAACCAUUAUAUGCAACUAUAAACACCAUGAAAAUGUCCAGUCAUCGUACAGUUCCUAAAGGAGAAUAGAUAAUUGAAUUGUUUGGUGAUGCUGUAAGAACACCGUCUCAUCUGGAAUGUACAGGGGUGAAGGCAUCACGUGUGGCUGUUUUGCUGCUGGAGGGACAUGUGCAUUUCAGAAAACAGAUGCUAUAAUGAGGAAAGAACAUUAUGUAGAAAUAUUAAAGAUUCAAGUUAUCAGCAAGAACAUCAAAGCUUGGACACAAACUGGCCUUUCAAAUGUACAAUGACCCUUAUUGCACCUCUAAAUUAGUUACAAAGUGAUUUAUGGGCCAAACUUCCCGCAAACUAUCAUGAGAAACUUGUUGAUGGACACCCAAAAUGUUUGACCCAAGGGCUUUAUUGUAAAAGAAAAAUCUACCAAAUACUAGAGAAAUCUAUGUAAACCUCUGAAUUUUGAAGAAAGUAAAAAAAAAAUGACUGUCAAUAUUUUGGAAAUUAGCAAAUGGAAAUAAUUUCAGUGAUUCUACCUGACUAGGAAAACAUUGGUCUGCUUUAAUGUCAGAUAUUAAGAAAAAUUGUUAUGUGUCUUUUUGUACAGAGUAGCUACAAUUCUGGUUGGAACUGUGUAUACAUGUAUCUGUUUAUUAAUAAUGUUUAAAAACAUUUAAAGUGUAUGAAAUCUGGCCUUUAAUUAUGUUUAUUUAUGUUUAGAAUUUGCCAAAAGUGGUGCAAUUGAUGAGGGGUUAGUGUUGUUAAGAAAGGCAUCGACUUAAACUUUAAAGAGCCCUGUUUUAUGAAAGGAUGAAAGUUAUUUUAAGUGAUUCUGACUGUUCAGAGACGAUAUACGUAAAUGUUACAGUUCUGCACUCUGCAACUGUGGCACCAGCUCUUGAUAUGUUGAGCAGUGGUUAAAUGUAUUUUAAUAAAUGUCCUAAAAGUAACAUCUGGUUAUUUAAAGGGUUCACUUUACUUUGCAGGUGGUACAUUCAAGAUAAUGCUAAUUCAUAUCAAAAACUUUUUCAUUGAUCCUGGACUGACCUCUGACUACUAUCAGCUCAAUAACUGCUACAUUGUUCAGCCUAGAAGCACAAUCUGAAAUGCAAAUGGGCAAAUAAAAUGUACCAUUAUGAAUUGUUUUCCAAUCGCUCCUCGUUCAUUUUCACAGAUAUAAAUAUUCAGCUUAUGCAGUGUGGGGCUUGAUUGACUGGUAAAAUUCAGUGUUUCCAAGUCUGUUUCUGUCCUUGGUUUUAUAAUGGUUAGAAUUCAGUGGAUCCUUUUUGUCACAGAUCUAAAAACCUGAAAGGGGCAUAAUGUUUCCUACAUACCAAGACAACACACUCAUUGGGCAAUUAGCCAUUAAAAGGCAUUGUAGAAUGUAUGUAUCAUUUCAAAUGUAUGUUCAUGUGUGUGUGUACAUUAUAAUCUGAACUUUGACAUCAAUUUAUGUUCUUUAAACCAGUUUUAUUAUUGAUAUCCUUACUGUAUCAGAUUCUGAUGUAUAACCUGAAACGAUCACAGUUAGUGUGGAAUGAAAGAAAAGAGACCAUCGAAAAGUUUAUUUUCUUUUAUAUAUACAGUUGCCUCUGUCAUCUGUCAAUGAUGUUUUAGCAUUAAGGUUUUGUUAACAUUGUGAAGUUCAAAUACAUUUGGAGCUAGAGAGCCGUACUAAACAUGAUAAUUUAUUAAUUAAAUGUGAACUUAACUGCUGCCUAAAGAGAAAGAAUCACUGUUUGAACGGCAUGUGAUGUACCUCUACAAGUCCAAUACUCAUUUAGAUGAUAAGCUACAGGUUACUUUAGAACGCUUUUGCCAUGGAGUGCCAGUUAGAAGAUUAUAUACACCAAUCAAUGGCAUGAAUUUGAAAUCAAUUUUGAUAUUAUUAUUGGUGCAUUUGAGUAAUUCUUCUUCCAGGCUGAAAUGUUGAUACCGCAUGCAAGUUAAAUUUUUAAAGACAAGAUAUAUUUCUCUGACAAGAUAUAGUUCUCUGAAAAGCCUUGACCUCAACCCUCUUGAAAAUUUGCUUAAAUGUGCCAGAAAACCAACUAAUUUAAAUUACCAUGCCAUGUUUGCCAAAAUAAAAGUGGUCAAAUAUCUAGCCAGAUUAAUGCCAGAAGCUUCUUUAUGGUUGCAAACAAAAGAAAUUGCAGAAAGCCACUGAAGUUGUAAGGAUAGUAAAAUUAUUCUUGGAAAAUCACAGUUAAGAUCAUUAAAUACCCUAAAUAAUAUGGUGUGCUUCUAAAUAUUUGACCAGAAUUGCAAACACCUUCAUGAUUUGUGUGCACUUUAAUGGAACAUCUGUGCAAGUAGAGUUUUAGAAAUGAUAAUGAAGAUAAUACAUUGCCUCAUGCAGAGGAGUUUAAGUAUCUUGGUGUCUCUUUUCCUGAGUGAAGGUAAGAUGCUUUGAUAAAUAGGACGUUUUUGCAGCUGGCAUAGCAUUUUGAAUAAAAAAAAAAAACUAUUUUACUUUUACAUUGUCUUUUUUAAACUCAGCCAUAAACUUAGCUUAAAAAACAGCAACACGUCUAUUUUAGAAGUAUUCAUAAACUAGCUAAAGUACUACAUUAUAUUGCUUGUCAAUUAAACAAUAAUGCAAAUUCUAAAUCAUCACUGUUCAUGUUCAAUAAAUCAUAAGCCUUUUAAA
This is a messenger RNA of Girardinichthys multiradiatus, 5817 nucleotides long. Its product is annotated as transmembrane protein 125. The transcript has 3 exons. The record is from RefSeq and is a predicted model, not a curated record. The coding region runs from base 1913 to 2611 and encodes 232 amino acids. NCBI's taxonomy places the organism in Eukaryota, Metazoa, Chordata, Actinopteri, Cyprinodontiformes, Goodeidae.